Cynara cardunculus var. scolymus (artichoke) is the source of this 1231-nucleotide messenger RNA. Its product is annotated as FHA domain-containing protein FHA2. The transcript is spliced from 3 exons. Gene Ontology annotation, molecular function: sequence-specific DNA binding; protein binding. The record is from RefSeq and is a predicted model, not a curated record. Bases 114 to 1121 code for a protein of 335 amino acids. Gene Ontology annotation, biological process: regulation of ribosomal protein gene transcription by RNA polymerase II. Gene Ontology annotation, cellular component: nucleus. Lineage: Eukaryota; Viridiplantae; Streptophyta; Magnoliopsida; Asterales; Asteraceae.
GCGAAACCCUCGUCGAUCUCCAUUGUUGCCCACCAAUUCUUCCUCCAACAAUGGCCGACUGGUAGACCCCUCUCCAAUUCCCUUCUGCUCAAUUUUCACUCUCACACAAGAAGAUGGGAAGCAGUAGCAGCGACGUUGAAGCAGGAUUCGCCAAGCUCCAAGGCGAAGACUUCGAAUACUAUAUGCAAACCUACUCCAUCAUCCUCGGACGCAACUCCAAGAAAUCCACCGUCGACGUCGAUCUCUCUUCCCUCGGCGGUGGCAUGAACAUCUCCCGUCACCACGCCCGCAUUUUCUACGAUUUCCAACGUCGUCGUUUUGCCCUAGAAAUCCUCGGGAAAAACGGUUGUUUCGUCGAAGGCGUUCUUCAUCUCCCUGGCACACCACCUGUAAAGCUGGAUUCUCAAGAUCUUCUUCAAAUCGGUGAUAAGGAGUUCUACUUUCUGUUACCCGUUAGAAGCAUCCUUGGUGGUCCAAUUGGGCCACCGCGUCACCACGUUUCAAACCCUAAUUCCGUGACUAGUUACCCGUCUCCUCAUCUCAUGGCUUUGCCUCCUUCUGGUAGGGUUUCUGGCGGGAAGAAGAGUGGAAGGGGGAGGGUUGUGACUGAUUUUGAAGAUGCUUAUGAAGAUGAUGAGAUGGAUGAUAGUGGAGUGACUGGGACGAAGAAGAUAAGGAGAGGUGCCGGAGAUGGGCUCGAUGCUUAUGCAUCAUAUGGUGCUCCGUCGGGUUCCGGUGGGAAAUCACAUUCUGAUAAGAAGUCCGAGGGAAGAUCAAGAGUUGACAGAGAUUCUGACAACCAGCAGCUGUUACAAUUAGAAGAGAAAGACGUGGUGUCGUCUGUAGCUACUGUGCUAUCUGACCUUUGUGGUCCUGGGGAAUGGAUGCCAAUGGAGAAACUUCAUUCUGAGUUGGUGGAACAAUAUGGGAGUGUGUGGCACCAUAGUCGUGUUAGGCGGUAUCUAAGCUCAGAUGACAAUUCCGGUCCCGAAGCUCAGGGAAAACCAUGGUUCGGGCUGCUUAUGUUGUUGAGGAAAUACCCUGAACAUUUUGUGAUAAACACAAGGUCCAGAGGCCGCGUUACGUUGGAGUUUGUCUCGCUCGUCUCCCUCCUUUCAUGAUUGAAACCUACCUUGUAUUUAGGCAAUCAAUGAUGUGUAAACUAGUGAUGGAAGUUGGUCUUUUGUUUAGAGUUUGAUUAUAAUAGCUAAUAUGGGAUCUUUUUAGUGCA